GAUAACUGUGUGCUAUAAAUCUAUCUUGUCUAGGUGUACGAGAUAAAAAACAAUCUAAAAUCAACAAAAAAAAAUCCUUAUUUUAAGAGCACUUUAUAAACGUAAACAUGGAAGAGCUCCAUCCGUACGACCGGAUGGUAGUGUACUGUCAGCAAGCACCAGAUUUGUUUAUACGAAAUGCCUCCUCACUUUUGAGCUCACCAGAAUCGCCUACCGCCUUGACUGGCCUGUCAAAGGACAUUUAUGACACAGCUAAUGGCCACAAACAAAACGCUGCAGAUCUUUUUACAAAAUUAAACUUUUGGAAGUCAUUUUCAAAUUAUUGUGGGGCCAAAAUGAAGGCUUAUGGAUUUUUCAUGGCUGGCUCCACCUUGAAUGGGUUUGCAUUAAAAACAAGUGAUGUCGAUCUUGUCAUACUCACUAGAUCAAAAGUUAAGCACAAGCACAACAAAAGGAAAAUGGGAGUUGAACUGUCAUGGAUAAUCAACAUUUUCAAGUCAAAUCCAUCUGUCUCACAAGCUCAAAUGAGAAAAAUGGGGGACAAACCUUACAUAUACUUCAAAGAGCUGAUCAAUGGUUACGAUGUUGAUGUAACAAUGAAUUUAAUGGAUUCUAUUUUGAAUUCUCAUCUUCUUUUUCGUUAUACUCAAGUGGAUUGGCGGGUUAAACCUCUCGGAAUAAUUAUCAAAUUAUUUGCUAAGAAUCAAAAUUUAUUUGGUACAUUUGAACACUCGUUCAAUAGUUAUCAUAUGAUGCUCAUGCUUAUUCAUUAUUUACAGUAUGGAGCAAAACCAGCAGUAGUACCAUGCUUACAUAAAUCUGCGCAGAAAAUGUUCUCAAGGAGUGAAAAAGUUUUUGACAUAGAUUUCUUUAAGCCUAUGAAUAUUCAGUUCACUUCAAAUAAUCGUCAGACCCUUGAAGAACUACUUCUAGGUUUUUUUGACUACUACAAUAAAUUCAAUUUUGACAUGACGGUAAUGUCUAUAAGAUUAGGAGCAGCAUAUCCUAAAAACCAAUGGAUGACAAUGGUUGAUAAAAAAAUUUUCCAUUCUUACCGCAGUCCUAUUUUGAAGUUGGAAGAACCUUUUGAGCAGAAAAAUGCGGCAAGAAAAGUCAGUGAUGAAAAAAGUUUUAACAAAACGAGAGCGGCUUUCAAAAAAGCUCACCAAAAACUCAUUGAAAGACGUGACAUAAAGUGUAUUUUUUCAAAGUUUAUCUAAAUACGUAAUCUCGAAAGAUUUUCUUAAUUUUUAAGUUUUUUUUCUAUACAUUUCGUAUCAUGUAGCUUAGAGGAAACUUGAUGACCAAAUAAAACUUUUGAAGUAUAA
Molecule: messenger RNA, 1328 nt
Organism: Copidosoma floridanum
Lineage: Eukaryota; Metazoa; Arthropoda; Insecta; Hymenoptera; Encyrtidae
Product: poly(A) RNA polymerase gld-2 homolog B
Biological process (GO): RNA 3'-end processing
Molecular function (GO): poly(A) RNA polymerase activity
Source: RefSeq, a predicted model, not a curated record